This is a messenger RNA of Babesia bovis T2Bo, 1638 nucleotides long. RefSeq names its product DEAD/DEAH box helicase family protein. Bases 61 to 1608 code for a protein of 515 amino acids. The record is from RefSeq and is a predicted model, not a curated record. NCBI's taxonomy places the organism in Eukaryota, Apicomplexa, Aconoidasida, Piroplasmida, Babesiidae. Gene Ontology annotation, cellular component: nucleus. Gene Ontology annotation, molecular function: ATP binding; nucleic acid binding. The transcript has 6 exons.
UUUUGUUUUCUAGUAUGUUCUAUACCGCUGUCUAAAUGCACAUCUUCUAGGUGAGCUGAUAUGGCGCCAUCAACGUCGCAACCUUCCAGUGCUAAUAUAAUACCACUUUGGGUCAAUCGCAUAAAACUCAUAGAAACAGAGAGUACUGGCAAGUCUGCAAGGGAUUAUUUUAAGGAAUGGAAGGUCCAUCCACAUUUAUUAUUGCUUCUUGAACGUCAUGGUAUAACGGAUCUAUUCCCAGUCCAAAAGCAGGUAAUACCAUGGUUGAUCAAUUGCGAUGUUUUGGAUCGUUUUUCUUCAUCUGCUUGUGACAUUGUUAUUACUGCUCCAACAGGUCAGGGUAAAACAUUGUGUUAUCUGUUACCUAUAGUAAACAGUAUAGUAACCCACAACAGAAGGGGUCUCUGCGCGUUGAUAUUAGCACCAACAAGGGAGCUGGUAAAGCAGACAUACGACUUUUGCACGUGGUUCCUUGAAGAUGACGCCAGCGUUUAUGACCUUAAAGGUGGCACUCUAUUAAGGGCUCAUUUGUGCUACGGUAGCACAUCAUUUGUCGAUGAUCAUACAUAUUUAUUGGAGCAUUCACCUCAGAUUGUACUGUUUACUCCUGGUCGUUUUGUAGAACAUUAUAACCAUCGCAAUUCAUCAUGUGGCAAGAUUCUUGACUAUUCCAGCAUUAGGUGGAUGGUAAUCGAUGAGGUUGACAUGUUACUAUCGCAGAGCUACUUUAAUUGGACAUCUGUUGUCACUUCAAUAUCACGAGAGUGUCAAGAGAAGCAGUCUCUGUUGGACACAAGUUUCCCAGUAGUCAGGCCGCAGAAGAUAUUGGUUUCUGCUACAAUUCCUACAAAAUCAGCUGAAAUAGACUUAAUUCAGUUAAACAGGCCAUUAUUAAUGAAAUCUAGAUCUCAGGCUCUUUACAGUUUACCUGCGAACCUGACCCAAUGGUACAUAAAGACUACUAAAAACAACAAGCCAUUGGUUUUGGCGAAGUUACUGUUGCAUAUCAUGGCAAAUGGCUCCACUGGUGACAAGACGAUCGUAUUUUGCUCAUAUCGUCAAACAGCACACGCCAUGGUUCGUAUGCUGGAAUUAUUUUCAAUACAUACGGGCCACAACUUACGUUCUUUAGAACUCAGUGCAAGCUUAUCGCAGAAGCAGCGUCACGAUGUGGUGGACAUGUUUCGUAAAGGAGAUAGUUUUUGUCUAGUAUGCUCUGACGUAGCAUCUCGUGGUAUGAACUUUAGCAACACUCGGAACGUGAUAAACUACGACUUCCCUACUUCCAUAGCUAAAUAUAUACAUCGCAUCGGUCGUACAGCUCGUGCCUAUGAGAGCGGGAAUUCAUACAUUUUGCUUACUGGGCAGCAGGUCGUUGGAUUUCAGAAAUUUACUUCUGAAAUUCAGGUCGGCCCUGAAGACAUUCACCAGCUUUGGGAGAAUCACCUCCUUGAAGGAAAACACGACGAUGAUUUGAAUAAAAUCUUUACAAGCAUUCAACCAUUGUUGGAUCAAUGUCUUAUGCUUGAGAAGAAGGGCAAGAUACAGCAUGAUGCAGCAUUACCAUCUAAUUGGACAUCACUCCUGGAGCAACCUGAUGACCCUUAAUUAUCAGCAUAUAUCUUUUACAUUAUGUUU